Hylaeus anthracinus is the source of this 3279-nucleotide messenger RNA. RefSeq lists its product as uncharacterized. The coding region runs from base 999 to 2180 and encodes 393 amino acids. The transcript has 3 exons. Lineage: Eukaryota; Metazoa; Arthropoda; Insecta; Hymenoptera; Colletidae. The record is from RefSeq and is a predicted model, not a curated record.
GAACGCGCGGACCGCGAACCGCCACAGUGUUGUCGACGAGAAGGAUACACGAAGGCGAGAAAUUCUUGUUUUUUUUUCACAUCCGAACAUCGAAAAUCACGAGGAAAACGAUGGUGGACGCACGUUCUAAAGGGUCGUCGAACGAAUAAACUCAAUUGCAGUGGACACGUAAACCUUUCGUGGGUGAAGUGAAACACAUGUGUCGGCCGAAUCGUGUUUUCCACUAUAGAGUGCCCGUCCCGUGUUUGGUCCGUGAAUAUCUCGCGCUUAGAAAGCCAAGUUACACACCAGUUACAAUAAUUCGCGGAAAAUAUAACGCGAUUGGCUUCGAAGACAUCUAUUAACGUGAUGAGCUGCUUCUUCGAGAUGGAAUAGAACUCGUCGCAGAAGGCGGCAGUGCGUGGGUGGGUGGGUGUCUAACGAUUGCCACUCAUGUAUAUCAAAUUCCUUUUGGAAUUUUGCACAAAAUGUUGCUGACGGACCAAUGAUAAUGCCCUUUUCGAUUAAAUAUCGUUUCGUUUAAUUGAUAUCUAUUAAUUGGCACGUUACACAAACAAUUCUUUUUGGGCAUAAGAAAAAAUAUUAGUUAUAUUUUAGAGCAACGCUGCUCUUCGCUGUCAUUUUUUGGCUAAUGUCAAUUUGACAGUUUUAAACGAAUGAAGCCAAUAUGAUUGCAUCUCUGUACUAUUAUCAACUUUGUUGAUUCUGAAAGGAACCUGCACAAUAUCCUUGUUUUGACACUAUUGUCAAGAAACUUUGUUUUUUUAACCAACUUGUUGUUUGGUUGCUUCACAUAUCUUCAAUAUCAUCGAAUUCCUUUAUGAAAGAUGCUUUCUCUACAUUGUGAAGCAAGAGCACUGUAACAAGUCUCUGCCAAUUAUCGUUCACAGCUUAAGAGAAGGACCUUAGCAAGUCCUGCCUCUUUUCUUUAAUCGACAUUAAGAGGCUAAAGUAUGAAAGGUCAAGCGGAGGAAAAUGGAUAUCGGUAAAGUGUCAGCAUGCGUGAGAAGUCAGCAGAAUGUCAUGCUCACGCAGGUCACGUGAGGGGCACAACAGAAAUGUGCUCACGUGAUCCUCCUACAUUGCACUCAACCCUUACCAAGGCAAAUGGUAAAAAUUCAAGUCCCCAACCAACUCAUCAUUCGGAAACACGUAUCGAUAGCAAUUUACUUCCAACACCUGGCGGACGGUUAAAAUUUUUUAAAGAUGGAAAAUUUAUUUUGGAACUGUCCCACCGUAGAGACGGAGAAAGAACUACGUGGUUUCCAGUUCCAAAGAAAACCUUUUGGCCACCUGCUAGCACAACUCCGAGUAGGCAGGAGAGUUCUACUUCUCUUAGCGUCUCUGAUGAUAAUUCAUCGGUUCAAUCGAGUCCUUGGCAAAGAGAUCAUUGUUGGAAACAAGCUAAUCCAAGACGUAGGAUAUCCACAGAGUUUAAUUUUUAUUACUAUAGAAAUCCCAGAAAUCGUCUGUGUGCACAUCCUGGGUUAAUCGCGAGAAAGCGUAGACGUCCAUUAGAUUCCACUUCACACCUACUUGUUCCAGAAUCAAUAACAAAUUAUACCAAGCCGACACGCAAAGCGAAUGGUACAUCGACGGGAAAAGUUUUAAAUUUAAUCAUCGACAAAUUAGCACGCCUUCUAGAUCCUAAUGUUGUUUCACCUCGAAAACGCAUUUUGCGCGAAUUGGAGAGAGUAUCGUUAGAAGACCAGGCAUCCAAAAGACGCGCAACGCCGCAGCCUGUUUGUACGACAAGUGCUUCGACUCCUUCGCCAAAACAAUUAUCGUCGUACAGUAUAACGAGUAUCUUAGGAGAAGAUAAACCAAGUCAUGAGCAGGGCUUUUUGAGAAAUUUAUUGAAGCCAGAUGACAGACAAACUGUGAAAUACUCAUCAAGUAAUUCGUAUCCGAGGGUACGAGUGGAUCCAUACAUUGGUACUACAAAUACGCCUCUUCAGCAUCCACUUUACGGUGUACCGAUGUUACCACCUGGACCAUAUAGAGCACCCUUAUGGAUGCAUUAUCCAUCACCCGUCCAUUAUCCACCUCCUAUGCCAUUGUACGCACCACCGCCACCUCAUCCUCCAUCACCUCCAGUUCAUCAUUACAAAGACUACAGGGAACAAACUCUCACACCUCCUUCAGAUAUGCCUCUAAAUCUGUCAAAGCAUGCGGGUUGAAUCUCAGGAUCCUAAAAGCUGGUGCCUUAUCAAUGGACAAAACUGCGCAAACACUGCCCGUGCAUCGACAAUGCGAUAUAUUAGUAUUUUUUUAUCCAUAAACAAUAGUAUCAUAGUAAGUAGAAAUAUGCAACCAGUGGGACGAAGUCUGGGUGCUAUACUUGUACAUACAAAUGCAUAAACUGUCAAGAGUUGGCAUAGGUAUUUUAUAUUAAUAUUAAAUUAAAUCAUGAGUAGUAUUACGGAAUUUUAAUGUAAUUAAUAUUAUGUAUGUAUUACAUACUCGUUCAAUUUUAGAUAUGCUCACUGCUUUUUAUUCGAUUAGAAAAGGAAUACUUGGCAAUUCGACUGUUUUAAACGCACGAAUAUGUUCACGUUUUAAGAUGGUUGAAUUUAUUUUAUAUUUCGAUUAUUCUUACUACUCAUGAUUCGGAUACUACAAUGAAAGAAAAGGAGCAUGUUCUCGUCUUAUGCAUCUCAUUUAUGCAUUAUCUUGUUAUUCUUAUUAAUGUUACUGUCAUUAUUAUCAUUAAUAAAUGAUACGACUAUCCAUUUUAAAAGAUUCAUAAGAAAGACAUAGAAUUAUGUACAGAACAGAUUAUUACCUAUAUUUAGUAUAAAUAAUUAUUCCUACGAAAAGUAAUAUGAUAAUAAAUUUAGGUUAAUAGUAUCCACAACAGUAUACAUUUAUUUAUAUUAUAUUAAUAAACAAAACAAAAUUGCUUGGUAAAGACCGUGGGGUGUGCCUUAAAUGAUCGUCUAAAUUGCAAAAAAUUAAAUUAUGAACAUUUUCACGGAUAUGUAUUACUAUUACUACCACUAUACUACUAUUACUAUGUACAUAUGAAUAUAACUUUGCGUUAUGUAUUUGCAUCAAAUCGACAUAUUCGUCACUAUUUAUUAUUAGUCAGGCGCAUUACCAAACAUUUUACGCGAAAGGCAAGCUCACACAGGCUCUACAAACUAGUGAGUAAUUUUAAUUAUUCAUUUACAUAAACUUUUUUUAUUAAUUGAAACAGAUGAAAUAUGUGACUGUGCGCAAGCAAUUGUAUAGAAAGACUAAUUUCGUAAAUAUAUAAAUAUUUCAUAUACUAAACAA